UGUUUGCUUCAGAUAAGAGAUUAAAUACGCUACGGCUGUACAAAUGAAUACACAUAUUAGUACAAAAUACAAAUUUAUCUUUUUCAGUCAAUUCUGGCAUGUGUCCAAACUUACAAAUGAUAUCACCGAUGGAGUUUUAUGUGCUGAUAAUCUUUAAUUGAGACUUGAAAGAUUUUUAUAAAGUGAUACUGGAUAAUGUCAGCAUGGCACGCAAUUAAAUGUUUGAUUAAAUGAAUGGUCUCAAAGUAAGUGAUCAAUAAACCAACCCAACAGCUGGAAAUAACUAUCCAAGAAAUUGAUUUUGUAUAGACUUACUUAUUUUUAAUCAACAUUUGGACAUUUAUAAUAGUAUCUUUUUGGAAAUAUUUCUGUGGGAUAUUGCUGUGAUCAUACAAAUGAAAACGGACACGGAAAUCAUUUUAUAAUUUAAUGUGCAUAAACAACUUGAAUAUGAAAAUGUUUAUUAAGCUGUUAAAGACACUAGAACUGGUUUAAUGAAACGACAAGAAAUGUGGAAAAAAACAAAAGCCGGGGAACAGGUAAGUGGCCUUGCUGAAAUGGAAACCGGAGACUUUGACGUGCUGUUUCCUAAAUUGUCUUCACAUUCUGAGACGAGCAGCCGGGAUAUUUCUUCUGCCGAUAGUGUGAAUAAUUCGCCUUUUCAUCAUGAUGAAGCUUACGCUACUUUACCUUUAUCAAAACACAUUGAAAAGCGUACAAUGAAGAAAAAGAGGGUAAAUUUUAAAAAAUCGUCUUACACAUUUGGAUUAACGUUCGGAGACAGAACAGGAAAAGACCAUUUCGACUCACUUAAAGAUUUUGAUGUCAAUAAAACGUCUAGCAAGCAAGCAAAUGUUUCUGCUAAAUCCAAACCAGAGCAUGCAGACAACCUUUACCCAUUACCUAAUGCUGAGAGUGUUUCGAUUGACUCUAAAUCAUUUGAUGACGAACAUAAAUGUGCCACUGUCACUCAGCAUAAGUCACAACAAAACAAACCUAAAAAUUGCAAAGGAAAGGCUAAAUCAUUUCGUUUCAAACAACCUUCUUCUGCGUUCCAAUGUGUUUCUUCUGAUCUUUGCGUUCAAAGACAUUUAUCAGCGUCAGAGUCAAGUCGGCUUAAUAGAAAUUCAGCAAGACAACAGCAACGCAAUAACAACAAAUCUAUGCAUUUUAAGGCAAUGACAGACAGUUCGGAAUUAGAUAAUGAUGAUUUUGAUGUCGAUUCUUCACACGAAGACAGUAUUUUAGAGUUAAUGGUUGCAAAGGAAGAGAUGUUUCCAUUACAUAAAAAGCAUGGCAAAUCAAAUAAGGACACUGAUUUAACAGACAAUAAAGUCAAACAACGACAACUGUUUGAUCAUCCUAAAAAGCAUCGUGAAAAUUCAUACGAUAUGAUUGAAACUGGAAAGAUCGGAAGCAGAAAAUCACAGCAUGGAAAAAACAUCUUUUUAAAGAGAUUGAUAGGAAAGGAGUCAAAAUAUGUUCUUGUUGAACUUACAAAGUCCAAUGUUGCGUUGAAAGAGUGCAUACAAAAGGCAAAGAUGAAUAAUGAACAUAUUGAGCUAUUUUUAGAAAUACUAGCCAAGGCAUAUGAAUGUGAAAUGGUACCAAAUGCCAUGAUUAUGCUAUAUGAAACUUUGAAAGAAAAUGAGUUUUUCGACACGUUGAGCCUGUUUCUUAUUGACCUCCAAGAUCGUUUAGAAGACCCUGAACACCGGAUUGAGCACAUAAAGAUAUUAAAAAACAUUCUUGACAUUGUUGUUAAACAGAUAACAAUAAAUCCGUUAUCAGCAACGUUCUUAUCAAGGGUUUACAAAGUCCUUAAGCAAAUUUUUGCUGAAAUGAAAGAUGACGACGGCCAUGCCCUUGAUAAAGAUAUUCAGAUAAGGUUCACUAUUUUGACAGAGCGAAGAAAGACCGCAGAAAAAUUGUUGAUAUCAACAUCAAGUAGUAAAGACAAAUUGCAACCUCCGGAAGAUUUUAGGUUGAUACAGGUAACGCCAAGUGCCAAUGAGAUACAAUGUGCCGCUCAGCCAUUUUUGAGGCCAAACAAAGUAAAUGGAGGAUACGAUGAUCUUGAUCAUUAUUUAGACGUUCAAUUCCGGCUUCUUCGUGAGGAUUUCGUAGGACCUUUACGAGAAGGAAUCUCACAGUAUAUCAAAUCAAAUAUGGGAAUGCAAAAAGGGCAACAGAAAACGAAUUCAGAUAUCAGAAUAUAUAAUGCCAAGGUUUACUCACCAGUUAUAACUGAAUGUGGAUUUUGUUAUCAGCUUAAGUUAGAGAUGACACCACGUCUCCGUAAAACAAAUUGGUCUGUGAGUAAAAGGCUAAUCUAUGGGUCUCUGCUUUGUUUAACAAAUGACGAUUUUGCAACUUUAACUUUGGCAACUGUUGUUGGAAGAGAUGAUGAAGACAUAACACGUGGAUUAUUUACAAUACAAUUAGAUGGAGGAUUUCACACAACUGAUUUCCUUCAUCAAACAUUUAAAAUAGCAGAGACAUCAGCUUAUUUUGAAUCCUACAAAUAUGUCCUUAAAGGAUUACAAGCUAUUAAACCAGGCGGAAUGCCAUUUGAAAGGUAUAUAGUCCACUGUGAAAGCAAAGUUGAUAAACCUGCUUAUAUUUCUACAGAGACAGUUUUUGACCUCAGUCCUCUUGUUGAUCAAAAUGCUAAAAUAUCAAAUACAAGGAGGUUACCAGACCUAGAUGUGACAAGAAAAAGAGACUACAUGAUGCAGCAAAGCAGUACCGGGGCCCAAUCAUUAAAUGAAGCUUCAGAAACUGCAAAGGCAGUGAAAAUUCUAGAUACGAAUAAUUGGCCGAAUAAAGAGACCCUAAAUUUAGACGAGUCUCAGUAUGCUGCAAUACAAACAGCUCUGACGAAAGAAUUUUCAAUCAUUCAAGGACCCCCGGGGACAGGAAAAACGUAUAUUGGACUGAAAAUAACAAAAGCUCUGCUACAUAACAUACACUUAUGGGGGGAACCAAAAGUUGACAAAACCGUUAGGCCUAUGUUGAUUGUGUGCUACACGAAUCAUGCAUUGGAUCAAUUCCUUGAAGGAGUUUACAAUUUUUUUGAAGGGGAUAUUGUUCGUGUCGGAGGACGAAGUAAAAGCACUAUUCUAGAGCGUUGCAGUCUGAAGGCCUACCGUAAAUCUUAUGCUGAAACCAACAGAGCAGUACAGUUGCAAUUGAAGGCUGAACUUGAACAAAAUUCCAGUAAUGUUUCUCUGUGGGCAAAGUCACUUGAAUUGUAUCAUAGUGAAAUAGUACAUGAAAAAUAUCUAUUUCAUGAAAUGAGUAGGCGUUUCUAUAACAAUCUCGUAAACCGCACCCGAAAAAGAAGGAAAAAAGGUAACUUGGCAAGUAUUGCGAAUUGGUUAGGCAUUGCUCACAUAGUAGAAGAAACCAAACGACAAACGAAAAUAAGGGAAAAUGAAAAGAUGUUUGUAAGUGUAGAUGAUGAAAAAUCUGAAAGAAGAAAUAAAAGUCUACUUGAAGGAAUAGAUGACAAUUAUAAAAUAUCUGGAUGUGAAACUAAACUGAUAAAUAAAAUACGCAUGAGUACCAUUGCAUUUUAUGUUGAAGACAUUAUAAUUCCAGAAGAUACUAACAUGAACCCGGAGCUGCUAGCAGAAUUAGACUUCAGAAGAAGCUUAAAAGAGAGGCUUCAAGUAAUGAUUAUGGCACCUGAGGUAAUGAGUCGAGAAGAAGCAGACCGUAUAGGAAAUAUUUGGAACAUGACUUUUAAAGAUCGAUGGCGACUCUACCGAAUGUGGUUACGACAGCUUUGUAACAAUAUCUAUAGUAAAAUUGAAAGUAAAAAAAUGGAAUUCGAGGCUGCCUCAGAACGAUAUCGAGACUUUAUCCUUGAACAGGAAAAGGAAAUUAUGCAAAAUGCUACAGUUAUUGGAAUGACGACGUCGUGCGCAGCAAAAUACCAAGCUACCUUGUGUGAAAUAGAGCCAAAAAUAGUUAUUGUAGAAGAAGCUGCUGAAGUUCUCGAAGCGCACGUAGUAACAACGUUAAGUAAAGGAUGUCAGCAUCUCAUAUUGAUUGGAGACCAUAAACAAUUAAAACCAAAUCCAACUGUCUACAAACUUGCUGUGAAAUACAAACUUAAUAUUUCCCUUUUCGAACGAAUAGUAAGUAACGGAAUUCAAUUCAACACCCUUAAAUUGCAACAUAGAAUGCGUCCGGAAAUAGCUGAAAUAAUAAGGCACAUCUAUCCCGAAUUAAAAGACCAUGAUAUUGUGAAGUCCUACCCUAAUGUAAAGGGUAUUUCGUCUAACCUAUACCUCAUAGAUCAUAGGCAUUCAGAAGAAAGCAACGAAGACUUAAGAAGCUAUUCAAAUUUGCAUGAAGCAUUAUAUAUCACAGCAUUGUGUCGUUACCUGCUGUUACAGGGCUACAAAAGACACCAAAUAACAGUGCUGACUACCUAUACUGGUCAAUUGAUGUGUUUGCGGAAACAAAUGCCUCGUGAUGAGUUUGAGGGAGUAAGGGUGACUGUUGUAGAUAACUAUCAAGGUGAGGAAAAUGAUAUUGUGCUUCUGUCGUUGGUUCGAAGCAAUCAGGAUAGUAAAAUAGGGUUUCUUAAAAUAGAUAACCGUAUAUGCGUAGCCUUGUCAAGAGCCAAAAUUGGAUUUUAUUUAAUCGGAAAUUUCACUCAGCUAGCAUUGAAUUCAAAUUUGUGGAAAUCUAUUGUUAGUGAUAUGAGAUCACAAGGCAAGUUCGGUGAUCAGUUAAAGUUGUAUUGCCAAAACCAUCCAAAUGAUGACGCAAUUGUUGCAAAAGAAGGAAAGGACUUCAACAAAGCUCCUAACGGGGGAUGUUCAAAAAAAUGUGAAACUAGGUUGAAUUGCGGUCAUGUUUGUCCAAAGUUUUGUCAUGUCGAAGACAAAGAUCAUAUUCAGUAUGAAUGCAUGAAGCCAUGCCAAAAUACAAUAUGUGUAGAUCACAGAUGUCCCGACUACUGUUUUGAAGUUUGUAGACCUUGUCGAGUGCUUGUCAGUAAAGUUGUUCCAAAUUGUGGACACGAACAAAUGAUCGAAUGUUCAUUACCAUCAGAAAAGUUCAUUUGUCAAAUGCUAUGUGAAGCAAUUUUAGCAUGUGGUCACAAAUGCACAAAGCUGUGCGGUGAGAAGCACACAAAAUAUUGCAAAGAAAAGGUAGAUCGAGAGUUGCGAUGUGGUCAUACCAUCUCAACUGAUUGUUACCAACCUAUCGAUGCUAUAGAGUGUCCUGAAUCAUGUCAAACACUUUUAAAAUGCGGUCAUCUAUGCAAAGGAACAUGUGGAUACUGUAAUUGUGGCCGUUUUCAUAUGCGAUGUAAUAAAGCUUGUAAGCGCAUUCUUGUCUGUGGUCAUGAGUGCAGUGAUGUUUGUAACAACUGUCAACCAUGUACAGCAAAAUGUGAAAAUAGGUGUGUUCACAGUAUAUGCCAAAAUAGUUGCGGGGAAUUAUGUGUUCCGUGCCUGGAGCCAUGUGAGUGGAGAUGUCAGCAUUUCAGAUGUUCUCAGCUGUGUAGCGAACCUUGUGACAGACCAAGGUGCGACGAACCAUGUGAUAAAUUAUUACAAUGCGGUCAUCCGUGCAUGGGUUUCUGUGGUGAACCUUGUGCAGAAUUCUUUUUGCAGAGUAUGUGAUUUUGAAAAUUGUUACAGAGAUACUGUUUGGCAAUGAAGACGAAACCAGGUGCAAGAUUUGUUUAUCUUGAGGACUGCGGACAUAACAUUGAAUCAAGUGCUAUGGAUACAUAUAUGGACGCUCAACAAGAUGAGGAAGCUAUACAGCUAAAAGGGUGUCCAAAAUGUAAAACUCCAAUACGGAAAUGCUUAAGAUAUGGGUCCGUGAUAAAAGAAAAUCUACAUCAAAUCGAAAUGGUAAAGCAGGCUAACGUUAAGAAAACUUCCCUCGACGAACUUCAAAAUGAGCUUAAAAAAGCAAUUCAAAGUUCACCACUUCGAGAGGGUCGUUUAUCACAUCUUAGGUUGUCAGGUUUCGGAUUUGGUAGAAAUGAGAAAAACCUUAAUGAUGAUAAUAUAACAAAAAUCAGUGGCUUAUAUAUACUCAAAUCAAGAGUGUCAAAAGAUAACAGCAAAUUGUGGACAGAAGUUCAGAUUGCUACCAUAAGGAAUCAACGUGCAAUUUUCGAUGCACUUGAUGAUAUCAGCAGAAAAAUGAAGGGAAUGAAAUCGCACAGCCUCGAAAGUGAGAAAGCCCUUCUAUCGUUUUACUCAAUGCUAAAGUUAGAUAUAUUAAAUGAAAGAAAUUCUCUAACAGAGCAAGAAAUUGAUGAUUUUCAAAGAGAGAUAGAGAGAGGUCAUGAUUACAUUGACCUUGAUAAUUCAGACAGAGUUUUAGAAAGCAUUAGGAAAAUAGAAAACAUUUUGCUUAAGCACGAAAGAUAUACCGAAGAUUUACAAAAGUGCGUGAGACAAGAAUUUGAUAUAAUCAAAGACCUUACAAAGAUAGAUGGACUUGAAAUCAGCGGUGAAGAGCGAUUAGAGAUUGUCAAAGCUUUGGGAUUAUCUAAAGGCCAUUGGUUCAAAUGUCCUAAUAAUCACAUAUAUGCAAUCGGAGAAUGUGGUGGAGCUAUGGAACGAGGGACAUGUCCUGAAUGCAAAGAAGAGAUAGGAGGAAAUCAGCAUCGUCUGACAGAUGGAAACUCACUGGCUCCUGAAAUGGACGGUGCUACGUUUGCUGCAUAUUCAGAGGAGGCAAAUAAUAUGGCAAACUUUGAUUUGAAUGAUUUACAGUAAUAACAUGAAAUGGAUGUAAAUAUGACAUAUUUCGGAAGGACAGCACGAAUGAUCGGUCGGUGGUAUUCAACAAUUUCUGCAUUUCUAUGUCGUAAUUACUUAGUCCACGAAGCAUAUUUUAUAUUAAUGACUUACGACAUGGCUCUUUUACAUAACGAAGCAUGUAAACGUUAAAGUUGUUUGCCUCCAGGAGCGAGUAAAUUAUAAAAGCUAUUCCUUCAAGUUUGGUAUUCGUGUUUACAUUAAUGCAAAGUCGCCUUAUCAAAAUGGCGGAAAAUCCUAAAUAUUAAUGAUUUAAUGCAAAGUUUGCUCAUUCUCAAUAAAACACAGCAUUUGGUGUUCAACUGGGUAGCUCUUAUACGAAGGGUUUUCUUAAGGUCAAAAUGUCUUAAGAAAGGUGGCUGCAAUUUUGUCUAACAGGGACUCUCUCAGUUUUACAUUUUUAUCUGGUAUUUUUCUUUAACAAGUACAAUUAAUGCCCUAAAAUGUAACAUAUGUUACUGUCGCCACCUAGAAUUUUCAACUUUGAAAAAUAAGUUCCAGAAUAAACGAAACAUGUGCAAUUAGUCAUUGCUGCAUGCAUACGCACUUUAAUAAAAAGUGGAAAAUAUAUUUGAUCGUGACAGAAAUUACAUAACUGAAAAAAAUGCAUGCUUAAAUUAUUUUACAAAAAAUGUUUUUUGUUGUUGUUUUUUUUUUACCUUUACCUGUAUUUGAAUAAAAUGAAACAUGCGUGACAUGUUGUAUGGGGAUAAAUAUAGAACUGUUUUGCAAUAAAUUUUCCAAAUAUGAAGAAAGUGGAAAACUGAAUAUUUUGAAAAAAGGUUGCGAAAUAAAUAACAUUUGUGUAUGCAUUCGACCUCUUACAUAUAAUAUAUGAUAUAUAUCCUUUGAAUGAAGACAUAAAAUAAUCAUUUUCAAAUAUUGACUCUUUUUGCCUUUUACGAAUAUUAACUUUGAAGAAAUUAACUGAAAAAUUAGCGAGGUACCCAACUUUUUUUAAUUUUCCUGGGUUAGGAAGUCCCUCGAGAUAUAGAAUUUACAGAUUUGCAUAUGUUUUACAGACAUUUGUUAUUUAUAUUCAGCCAAUAUGCUACAUUAUUAGAUCUGAAAUCUACGUUACCGAGCAAAUACAGUGUCAUUACCGAAAUAAAGCCAUCAUGUUAUAUUAUAAUUUCUUGUUGAAAAUAUUUCAAAUUCUGGCAAACUUGCAAAAAACCCUUAACUUUUACUUCAGCGAUAAAAAAUGACACGAUGACAACAUUAGAUUUUUAAUAUUUUCCAACCUUAAAUGCUUCAUUUUAUUGAGAAUGGGCGAGUAAUGCCCUUUUUCAACUUAGAUUUUAGCCCUGGUUAACCUAUGUGUUAAAGUCUAUUUUCUAACUAUAAAAGCUUUUCACUUCAAACUUGAUAAUUAUACAUAUUCACUAUGAAAAUAUGACAACUUUCAAAAGAUAAUCCAAGGCUUUGUCCCUUUUUUAUUUAUUUCUGUUAUCUUCGAAAAAAAAAUCCCGUACAUUUUAAAAGUUUAUCAAUUUAAACUUGGAACACUAGUUACAUUUUUAAUUGGAAUACAUUUUUUAGGGUAACUUCAAUUUCUUUAUUUUUCUAAGUUAUGCCCCCGUUUUGACUUUGUAUUUCUUUGUGAAACCUUUUGUUUAGGUAUAAUUCUCAAAAAAAAAAUAAAUAAGACAUUCAUUUUAAAUUUGGAGGACUUGUUCCCUUUGAAAUUUGAAAUGCAUUUCUAAGGGGCAGAUAAUCAUGAAAGCCUUUUAUUGCUUUAAUAUUAAAAAGUGCCUUUUUCAAACUUGAAAUAUUUUAGGACUAUCAAGAGCAGGUUAGUCUGCUUAUCGCAUUUCCAGAAUUAUUCCCCUUUUCUAUGUCGAUUUUCUUUAACUAUCCAGCACUGAGAAAAAUGGAGGCCGUUUUUCUUUGACAGGUCUUAUUUUUUGGGGUUUGUACGGGGUUUUUGUUGUUGUUGUUUGGGUUAUUUGUUUGUUUGUUUUUUUAAAGGGACUCUACAGAGUCUCGUUUUCUUUUUACAUG
Ruditapes philippinarum (Manila clam) is the source of this 8810-nucleotide messenger RNA. RefSeq names its product NFX1-type zinc finger-containing protein 1-like. Lineage: Eukaryota; Metazoa; Mollusca; Bivalvia; Venerida; Veneridae. Gene Ontology annotation, cellular component: nuclear RNA-directed RNA polymerase complex. Gene Ontology annotation, biological process: regulatory ncRNA-mediated heterochromatin formation. Gene Ontology annotation, molecular function: helicase activity. The transcript has 3 exons. The record is from RefSeq and is a predicted model, not a curated record.